Messenger RNA from Notolabrus celidotus (New Zealand spotty), 5616 nucleotides. It is a transcript of the gene eps15, whose product is annotated as epidermal growth factor receptor pathway substrate 15. The record is from RefSeq and is a predicted model, not a curated record. The transcript is spliced from 25 exons. Gene Ontology annotation, molecular function: calcium ion binding; cadherin binding. Gene Ontology annotation, biological process: endocytosis; endosomal transport. Gene Ontology annotation, cellular component: plasma membrane; cytoplasm; clathrin coat of coated pit. Bases 57 to 3416 code for a protein of 1119 amino acids. Lineage: Eukaryota; Metazoa; Chordata; Actinopteri; Labriformes; Labridae.
AGGUCCAGUGCCAGGUUUUUACAGCGGCCUCUGCCUGUGUCUGGCAGCAGCGCAGCAUGAAAGCAGUGGGAAACAGAAACACUAUGGCUGCCACUCUGUCUCUUACUCAGCUUUCCAGUGGAAAUCCCAUCUAUGACAAAUACUACAGACAGGUUGAUCCAACUGGAAGUGGGCGGGUGGCAGCAGCAGAUGCAGCUCUGUUCCUGAAGAGGUCAGGCUUGGCUGAUUUGGUCCUGGGGAAGGUCUGGGAUUUGGCAGAUUCUGAACGUAAAGGUGCUCUUAACAAACAGCAAUUCUUCAUAGCGCUGCGGUUGGUAGCCUGUGCUCAAAAUGGCCUGGAGGUGGCACUCAAGAGUCUUAAUGUGGCUGUUCCUCCACCCAAAUUUCACGACACAAGCAGCCCACUGUCAGCAGGAGUGGCUGUUGACAUUCCCUGGGUUGUCAAGCCUGAGGAGAAGAUUAAGUUUGACUCCAUCUUUGAAAGUCUGGGUCCAGCAGGAGGGAUGCUAACAGGAGACAAAGUCAAGCCUGUCUUACUCAACUCCAAACUGCCAGUGGACAUCCUCGGCAGGGUUUGGGAGCUCAGUGACAUCGACAGAGAUGGCAUGUUGGACAAAGAUGAGUUUUCAGUGGCGAUGUAUCUGGUGUACAGAGCACUGGAGGGGGAGCCUGUUCCCAUGUCCCUACCACCCCCCCUGGUUCCACCCUCAAAGAGAAAAAAACCCUCUGUGCCUCCUGUGAUGCCCCUGUUACCCUCACCCCCCUCAGUCAAAGACAGUCGCUCCUCCCACGCCGGCUCCAAGACCAUGCCCCACCCCCCAAAACCUGCCCCAGCUCCUGCCCCUACACCAGCAGCUGCCCCUUGGGUGGUGACACCGGCAGACAAGGCAAAGUACGAUGAGCUGUUCAGCAAGACGGAUAGUGACAUGGACGGACUUGUGUCUGGACCUGAAGUCAGAGACAUCUUCCUAAAGACGGGUUUGCCCUCUGCCACACUCGCACGAAUCUGGGAGCUUUGUGACAUUGGAGACAUCGGGAAACUGACACGAGAGCAGUUUGCCCUGGCACUUUAUCUGAUCAAUCAGAAGCUGACUAAAGGCCUGGAACCUCCACAGAGUCUCUCCCCAGAGAUGAUCCCUCCAUCGGACAGACUAAACAUUAAACAGAACAACUUGGCUAACCUGGCAGCUGACUUCUCUGCCAUCAAGGAGCUGGACUCUCUCAGUAACGAGAUUGUGGAACUACAAAGGGAGAAGAGCACUGUGGAAGAGGAGAUCAAGGAGAAGGAGGAGGCCAUCAGACAGCGCAGCAGCGAAGUACAGGAUUUACAAGAUGAGGUGGCAAGGGAAAGUGAGGAUCUGCAGCGGCUCCAAACUCAGCGUCAGAAGGUCCAGGAUGCCUUGGAGGAGCUGGACCAGCAGAAAAGCUCCCUUGAGGAACAGUUGUCUCACAUUCGCCAGCAAACCAACCAAGAGACCCAACUGAUUUCAUCACUACAGUCAGAGCAUGAGGAUCAGGAGCAGAAGAUUUGUCAGUAUGAGGAGGAGCUGGUACAAGCUAGAGAGGAGCUCCUCGCUCUGCAGGAAGAAAGCAGGAAGCUGCAGGAGAAGGUCCAGGCCGCUCAGGAGCAGCUCACUCCUCUGAAAGAGUCUGUCAGAGACUCCUUCACACAAGUUGCACAGGUCCAGCAGAAACUGAACGAUCUCCAGGUAGAGGAGAGGUCAGUCACUGCUCAGCUCAGCUGGAAGAGAGCCCUGGAGGACGGCUCUCCUGUCAUGAUGAAUGGAUCAGCAGGCCCUACAGCAGAGCCGCACCAGGUGGACCCCUUUCAGCAAGACCUCUUCCAAGAGGACCAGCCUAAAGAGCUAAAGGAAGAAGAUCCUAUAGAUAUAUGGAAUCAGCAGAUAGAGCAUGUACAAAUAAAGGAAAAGGACGAAGAAAAGGAGAGAGAUGAGGAAGAGGAAAAGGAGGAAGAGAGUCCAAAGACUACAGAGGAGGACAAACUGCAACCUGAUGCCCUGGAUGAUCUGUAUACUAGUUUGGCCUCAUCUGAUUUGUAUAAUAAUGUGUCCUCUCUCACAAAGUCCAACGAGAACACAGUAAAGGAACAAAAUAGCUCUACGCCUGACAUCUCCUCAGAGAUCACAGAUGAUGCAGAGGAGUCGCCUAAAGAGAGCUCAUCAAAGGUUUCAUCCCCAGAGCCAGAGAGAAAACAGGAGCAAGCUGAGACCCCAGAUACGAACCCCUCCUCGUUACCCCCUCCAACAGGCCCUCGCUCUCAGCCUCCCCAGACAGACCCUCCCUCCCUGCCUGAGAUGGACUUCUUCCAUUCAGACCCCUUCACUGACCACGAUCCGUUUAAAGACGAUCCAUUUGGAAAGGCAGAUACAGCAGACCCAUUCGGAGGCGAUCCAUUCAAAGGAUCAGACCCCUUUGCUGCAGACUCUUUCUUCAAACAGCCCUCUAGCGCUCCCUUUUCCUCAGAGGACCCUUUCUCUGCCUCAGCUGACCCAUUCGGUACCACUGCUGGAGUGCCAGAACCAGACCUGUUUGCAUCCAGGCCCAGUGACACAGAAGCUACACCAGCACCUGCACCAGCAGCUGAUCCAGAUCCCUUUGCCUCCAAACCUACAAAUCCAGCUUCAGUAGCCAAGGAUCCGUUCAGCUCCACAGGGAACAAUAUGGCAGAUCCUGACCUGUUUGGAGGCAAAAUUAACACCACGGGGGAGGGGGAUCCAUUCGGCUCUCAGGAUGGAGGGGCUGAUCCCUUCAGCUGCUCCUCGCCCAACUCUGACCUGGCUGUGAAGGACUCAGCUGCAUCCAAUGACCCGUUUGCUCCAGGUGGUACUUCAGUCAGCACAAACUCAGAUCCAGAUCCGUUUGCUGCUGUGUUUGGAAAUGAGUCAUUUGGAGGUGGCUUUGCAGACUUCAGUGCCUUGACAAAGUCAAAUGGUUCUGACCAGUUUGGCAUCAACAAUAAGAACCUGUUUCAGGAAGACAGUCAGUCUGCCAGCCCUGAUGUUCCCCCAGCCCUGCCCCCUAAAACGGGUACGCCAACUAGACCACCUCCCCCUCCUCCAGGUAAGAGAGCAUCCAUCUCCAGAACCGAGUCGUCUGACUCCUUCCAGCGACGAGGGCACUUCCCGGCAGGAGACUUUUCCUCCUCCACCUCCUCCUCCCUGCCUGCAAAGGACCCUUUAGCCGACCCCUUCGCCCCCUCCUCCCCUCCUCGUCAGAACGUACGGGAAGCUGACCGAUUUGCCAGCUUCGAUAAAUAUCCCACAGAAGAAGACAUGAUAGAGUGGGCAAAGCGCGAGAGCGAGCGAGAGGAAAAGGAGCGACUUGCCAGGCUCACCCAGCAGGAACAAGAGGACCUGGAGCUCGCUAUCGCACUCAGCAAGUCUGAACUCUCCUGAAGAACUCCCCUACCCUCCUCUCUUCUUUUCUUCCUCCUACUCUGGCCUGGCUUGGCUUGGCACGGCACAGCCCAGCCUGGACCAGCUCAGAAAGCACCAAAGCAAAGUGGGGACUGUAUAGGACUGAUUCAGCAGCACCUGCUGACCCCAUUAAGAGACCUUCUUAGAACAAACCCAUCUCUGAAUCAUGCAAGGCUCAUUUCCCCGGACUGUGUUCUCUCUUCACUGCGGUAAUGUUUUCUUUCCCAUCUUGUGAGUGUCUGUGGUUUUGUUUCAGGGGAGAGGACGAAGAUGAAGUGCACAGAAAAGAUUGUUAGUGAAGACGGAUGACAAGAUUGUCAAAUGGAAAAAUUGUUUAUGUCAAUACUGGGUUACAAAUCCUGCAUUAACUUUCUAGAAUGUAAUUUAUUUAAACAUGCACUCGAGAAGUCCUGUCUUUAUCCACUAGCAGUACUCGCACAUUUCAUAAAAAACUCAUCUCAGUCUUGCUUCUGAGGUUAUACUGAAAAAUUCAUGACAUUUCUUUAAUUAGAAGUAGACUUCAGAGGCAUUGCAACAAAAUGUAGUCUGCGUUCUUUGUCAGCCCAGUAUGACAGAAGAAGGCCGAUGACAUAAUUCAACCUUUCCUUCAUGAUUAACUGGAAGUCACCCAUCCUCUGAUAUAAGAAAUGCAUGUCGAGAUUAUCAAAAAAAAUCCAUCACACCUACAACCUUUUGCUUCUAGAUACUUUGACAUCUUUAAAUUCCCAGUUCAUGAUUCAGCCCAGCUUCACUUCUGUCUUUGUUUUAAACGUUAUAUCUUUUGGGACAGUAAAAGGAAUAAAACUACAUGUAUUACAUUUAAAUGAAACAUCAGGACACACUACAAGGGAUUGCACAAAACCACAACAGCUUUAACAAAAUUCAACAUUUGAUGUCUGACAUUGCAGCUUUAGAAAUGUUAUAACAACCAAAAUACGUCUUAUCUUUAGACUAGUAUCAAUUCUUCCAGUGACUGAGACAUUUCUUAAAGCUGGCCUGUGAUUUAGAAUGUAUUAUUUUUUCAGAAAUGUGUCGAGUGUGAACACCAACAGACAAAAAUCAGAUCAAAACUAGAAAAUGUAGUCAUAAAUGAAUGUAUGAGCACAGAAAAAAAGAUUAAAAACCCCUGGGAGGGUUGGGUGGCAUGAGUUAAUAAAUCAGUAUUGUUAAUAGUUUUUUUCAGUUCUCUGAUUUCAGCACCUUGGAUGCUGGAAGGGCAAAAACUUCUGUAAUGAGAGACGUGUUUUUAAAAAUGUAACUUCCUCAAAGAAUAUCCUUUUCACAGUUCAACACCACUUACCAUUUCAAAGUGCGCCUCAGUUUGUGUUUUUUUUUUUAUAUGAGCAAUCGUAUAAACAUCUCAUUUUCCAGGUUGUUUUUUUAUUUUUUGUUCAGGUGAAGCCGCUUUCUUACACAAAGUCUUGCAGACACCCACUUAAAGUUGACCAGCAUUUCUGUAGAGCAUUAUGUCCUCAGUCUGUACUCCUCAUGCUCGGAUUUAACUUGCAAAAAAGCCAGCUGAUACAGGAAGGAUAAAUUGCUCACUCCUGCAAACGCCCACGUUGCAGCUGGUUGGCCAGUGAUUCUUUCUCUUCUUCUUCUUUUUGUUGCUGGCUAACUUCGUGUCUCUCCUGUUAUGUUACGGUUUGCUCGGCUGUGAUAGACAGCUCUUUUUUUUUCUUUGCUUAUUUUCUGAUUGAAAUAAUCCCGAACAUCUGUGACACCACUGAUUAGUUCUAACAGUUCUUGUUUUCAGCCUUGUUUAGACUGAAGAUCUCUCUUCACGCCUCAAACCAGUCUACUUUCUAUGGCUGAUACUCCUCUCCUGUUCAGUGCGUCUCUUAUAUGGUAGUUAAUUGUAAAUACAAGAGAAAUGGUUCCAUCUGUCUGUUCGACCUUCAUAGCUGAGUUUCUUGUCAUACCACACUUCAUGUUUUCAUUCUCUCACUCUUUAAAGCCACCUGUCAUGUUACUCCCAUUUGUACAGACUCCUCCAUAUUCUACAACUCAAAAACCACUUGUUUUGUUUCUAGACUUACCCAUAAAGGCGUUUUAAGACUCAAGCUAAUUGUAUUUUUUUUGUAUUUUCUAACCUGUAUGAAAAAGAAAGACCUUAUUGGGAGGUUUGGCCAGGAUAUGUAAUGCAUUUAAUUGAAACAGAAUAAAUAUUAAACAUUUA